AUACAAUUGUGGGGUCUAAAAUAUAUAUAAAUAUAAGAAGAUUGAUCUAUAUACGCAUAAAAGUGAUAGUGUUAAGAAAAUUUGAUUGGUUUUUAAUAGCUAAGAUGGCGGCUAGACUGGACCUCAUAAUUUUCGGAGCCAGCGGCUACACGGGCCGUUUUGUCGUCCCAGAAAUGUUCCGGAUAUGUAAAAACUAUCCGGAAAUCCGUUGGGCGAUCGCUGGCAGGUCAAAGAGUAAAUUGGAACGUGUUUUGAGAGAUUCUGCAAAAGCUGGCGAAAAUACAUCGCCUAUAAAGAUAAUAGCCGCCGAUACCAGAAGCUACGAGUCUCUAAAAGUGAUGUGUUCCCAAUGCAAGGUUGUGCUCAACUGCUGUGGCCCGUAUGUGACCACCGGUGAGGCCGUGGUCAGAGCUGCUGUAGACUGUCAGACGCAUUAUGUGGACGUGUGUAGCGAACUGCCGUUUCUAGAGAAAAUCCUGGCGAAGUAUGAUGAAGCAGCUAGAAAUAAGGGGGUGUUUGUGAUCAACGCGUGCGGUCUGGGAUGCAUUCCUGCUGAUCUGGGAGUUGUAUUCCUACAGCAAAACUUUAAAGGCACUCUGAAUUCCGUAGAAGCUUACCUGACGACGCAGAUAAAGGUGUCAAAGAAGUGGCCCGCCAAUGUGAUGAGAGACAGCACUUGGGAGGGUUUGAUACAAGGAUUAAAAGAGAAACCACUGUGGGAUCGGACUGAUAAAAAGAACGUGAAAAUAGAACCACAAUUAAAGCCAAGGCCGUUUAUCCACGAGAGACAUAACCGCUGGUCGGUGCCCUUCCCCGGCGCCGAGGAAACCAUAGUCCAGCGCACCCAAAACCACAUUAAUUCGCGCCCCAUACAGUUCAAACGAUACCACUCCUUCCCGAACCUAUUUGCUUCCAUCGCCACUACUAUUUUCGGCAUAUUCCUAUUCGUUUUAUGCAAAAUAUUCCGGCUUUCGAAUCUUUUGAUCAAGUAUCCUCGUGUGUGUUCGUUUGGCCUGGUGACGUAUGGUGACCCUGAUGAGGAGCUGAUGGGGGAACUCAGCUUCGAUUAUGAGAUGUAUGGAGAGGGCUGGAGGGGGGAGGUGGAAGGGAGGCCCAGGGAUCACAUCGUCGCCAGAAUUCGUCCGGAAGGUAAAAACGCACCGUACGAAGGAACCGCAGUGGCCGCGGUAUACGCUGCGCUCACACUUCUAACAGAGAGAGAUAAAAUGCCGGCUACAUACGGCGUGCUAACACCAGGUGGUGCGUUCAAAAAUACAAGCAUAAUACAAAAAUAUAACAAUGAUAAACUAAAAUUUGAAAUUAUUGAUAAGAAUUAAAAAAUAAGUAGAUUGUAAGCUGUGAUUGUGUGAUAAUGAUAAUGGUAUUAUGAC
Molecule: messenger RNA, 1391 nt
Organism: Colias croceus (clouded yellow)
Lineage: Eukaryota; Metazoa; Arthropoda; Insecta; Lepidoptera; Pieridae
Product: saccharopine dehydrogenase-like oxidoreductase
Exons: 9
Coding region: 105-1337 (410 amino acids)
Biological process (GO): glycolipid biosynthetic process
Cellular component (GO): mitochondrion; lipid droplet; plasma membrane
Source: RefSeq, a predicted model, not a curated record